AGAUGCCAAAAAUAGCACCUCCUCUUGUUCAGCACCCAAAGUCGAAGGAUAGCUCUGGCCUUUCAAUGGAAGAAAGUGCUAGAUUUGUCAGUGUUGUAUAAUACUAUAACCAACUCUCAGGUUCCAUAUUUUGUUUUGGGGCGAUCGCGGUUUGUCUUCACCUGUUGUGAGAGACAAGAGCUGGCGUCCAACAUGCGUAAAAAUCAACGCUGUCCAAGCAGGGAACCGCCGAGAAACGAAUUACCGCCGCUCAACUGAGGCCAAUCUCGAUUUAUCUUUUUUUUUUUUCUUGAAUAAGGAAACAUUAACUCAGCUAGCUGGCUAACAUCACUUCUGCGGGUAGCUUGGAUAACAACAUAUCUUCAACUUGUAUCGAAGCCACAUAGCCGGGAUUGGAACUUCACUCGCACAGCGCAGGAGAAAAGUUGUAGGCAGCGAUGGGUGCGUUCCUGGACAAGCCGAAGACGGAGAAGCACAGUGCCCACGGCGACGGAAACGGGCUGCGCUACGGUCUGAGCUCCAUGCAAGGCUGGCGGGUGGAAAUGGAGGACGCCCACACGGCGGUGGUGGGCCUUCCCCACGGACUCACCGACUGGUCUUUCUUCGCCGUUUACGACGGCCACGCCGGCUCGCGGGUCGCCAACUACUGCUCCGGGCACCUGCUGGAGCACAUCCUGUCAGGAGGCGCCGAGUUUGGAUCGGGGCCGGGCUCCGUGGAGGGCGUGAAGGACGGGAUCCGCUCGGGCUUUCUGAACAUUGACGAAUACAUGCGCAACUUCUCCGACCUGCGGCAGGGCCUGGACCGCAGCGGGUCGACAGCCGUGUGCGUGCUGCUCAGCCCCACUCACCUCUACUUCAUUAACUGCGGCGACUCGCGGGCCGUGCUGUGUCGAGACGGAAAGGUGGGCUUCUCCACUCAGGACCACAAGCCCUGCAACCCCCGCGAAAAGGAGCGCAUCCAGAAUGCUGGCGGCUCGGUCAUGAUCCAGAGGGUAAACGGCUCCCUGGCGGUGUCGCGGGCUCUCGGGGACUACGACUACAAAUGUGUGGAUGGUAAGGGCCCCACGGAGCAGCUGGUGAGCCCGGAGCCGGAGGUUUGCGUGUUGGAGCGGGCGGCCGAAGGAGACGAGUUUGUGGUUCUGGCGUGCGACGGAAUCUGGGACGUCAUGUCCAACGAAGAGCUGUGUGAUUUUGUACGAUCACGAUUAUUGGUUUGUGAAGAUCUGGAAAAGAUCUGUAACUCGGUGGUGGACACCUGUCUUCAUAAGGGAAGCAGAGACAACAUGAGCGUGGUGUUGGUGUGUUUGCCCGGAGCGCCUAAGAUCUCAGAGGAGGCCAUGAAAAAAGAAGAAGAAUUGGAUAAAUAUCUAGAAACGCGUGUUGAGGAGCUGCUGGGAAGCUGUGGGGAGGACGGAGUCCCUGACCUGGUGUCUGUCCUAAGGAAUAUCGCCUCAGAAAACAUCCCCAACCUUCCGCCUGGUGGAGGCCUGGCCAGCAAACGCAGUGUUAUCGAGGCGGUGUACAACAAACUGAACCCUCACAGAGAAGAGGAAGGGGGGGGAGGAGAGGAGGAGGAGGAUAAGGAGGAGAGUGAGGAGGGAGGUGGCAGCACAGCAGCUCAUCUGAUGGAGGCUCUGCGGCAGUUCCGUCUCCACCACCGGGGGCAGUAUCGCACAGUGCUGGAGGAGUCUCUGGCCGCCUACCAUCUGCGAGGGGAGGGCACUGUCGAGGGCGCCGGGGAGAUCAGGAGGACCUCUGAUGACGGCGAUGAAGAAGAGGAGCAGACCGACUCCCCGCGCUCGCCCCCGCCCUCGCCCGCUGCUGUGGAGGCGGAGGCCGGCCAAGAUGCCCCAAAGCCUGAUAUCUCCUCUGACUGAGCGCGCAGCCAAUCAUCCACCCUCCUCCAGGGAUGACCUCACUCCUCUUUCCCCAGCCACAGACCUUGACUAGGCAGAUUGGCCAUUGUUUUGUUAAUUUUCUCACUAAUUAGAAACAUUUAAUAAUCAUAUUAAAAUAAAAGCAGCCUUUCUGUGUAUUCAAAUUCUGUUUCCAACUCUCCACCGUUUAAAGAAGAGUCUGUUUCCUUGUUUUGUAGAAACCAGUCAACCGUAAUAUGUUGGUUGUUGCUGAAAUCAAAGUGAAACUUCCCAGUGCUUACUUUGGGCUUACAUUCUUCCUCCCUCCUCCUCUUCCUCUGCUCUCCUUCUCUUUCCCUCACUCCAUGAUUGACUCAGAACACACAGUUUGUCUCUUUGCACACCAGAAAAUGAAAUUAUUAUAUGAAUAAGUGAGUAAAUGUAGCUCAGAGCGUCCGAACAAAAGCUUUAGGUGGAAAAAACGUGAAAACUGAUUUGUUUGCAGAUGCAUUUUAUGUGUUCGUAGAUCUUAUCUGCCCUCAUCGACCUUUGACCUUCUCUUAAUCCAAACUACCUGGAGGGCGAAUGCAGAUACCUGGUUAGAAGAAAAAAAACGAACAAAACAAUUUACAACACAUAUAAUGCCUUCAACAUUUAUUAGCACCCCUUGGUGAAGAUGUGUUUAAAAGAUUUAAAGUUUUUAGAAGGAAGUUUUUAAUAAACCGCUUGGCUUUCUACUACAUUUCAUUAGAUUGAAGCAUUUAGAAAGAUGCCCGUUCAUUUUUGCACAACAAUCAUCCAGAAACUUUGGUCUUCUCUGAUUUUCUCUCAUCAGCUCUUCCCACCGGUUUUCUACAGGAUUUGGGAGAAAAAGAUUGAUUUUGGAUCGAUAUUCUGAUUUAAAAAAAAUUAAUGACACAUUUUCACUUUACGAGGAAUGGAGUCCACCAGAUUGUUAUUUAGAAGGAAAACCAGACCCGCAGUAUCACAGAUCCCCCACUUUACUUAACAAUCAGGAUAAGUUAAUUUUCUACGACGGCGUAUUAGGGCCACAUUAAGAAAAUAUUCACAAAAGAUUACGAGAAGAAAAUCUCACUUUCCUCUCAUAAAGUCAAAAUAUGAGAAUGAAGUUGUCGUAUUACAAGAACAAAGUGGCAAUAUUAUAUUAUUUCCAUCCCUCUGUGCGUGGCCUAGCAGGCAGCCAUUAAAAGAAACUACAGUGUGUCGUGUCAUGUUUGUUCCCUAGUGCAACAAAAAGCUUUUGAGAAGUUCCUAGAAACUGUUCAACUUAAAGAAGGAUAAAAUAGAAAUUUUUAGAGAUUUUACCAAUAAGUGUUAAUAAAUAAAAAGAUAGUAACAUGAAUAGAGAUUUUUCAGUUUGAGAUUUAGCUGCUGUGCUGAAGUCUUGAGGGUUUUUAAACAUCUUUAUCAAGGUGGGUUAAUAAAUCUGGCUGCAAACAUGAAACAUGCUCUUGUGCAAAUCUAUGUCAGAUAAUGUAUACAAUCCCUCUCUGCUGAUGUUGACAUGUAAAGAUAAAAUUCAUGUGAAAGACAGCUUUAGGUCGGUGCAAGAUAUUUACAAGCAUGCAGUAACUCCUAACUCUCCAUACAUGAAGCAUAUUUCUCUCCAGGCCUUUCACUUCUGUAACUCCUCAGCACUGGACGCUUCAUCUAAAAUGUUUACUCUUCUUUAAAUGCAGCUAGUCGGGGAGUUUUGUUUGUCCGGUAAUGCACGCACUGCAAUUAUCCGCUCAAAAGCACUUAGCAAUCUGAGGCAAGAUUUAUGCUAAAACCGUCUGUAUGUGUGUGUUUAUGAAUCAGCUGUUUGUAUGUGGGACCUAAUGAGUCCUGCAAGAAUGACACAAUUAUCAAAUAAAAAGAUUCAAAACGCA
Poecilia latipinna (sailfin molly) is the source of this 3748-nucleotide messenger RNA. It is a transcript of the gene ppm1bb, whose product is annotated as protein phosphatase, Mg2+/Mn2+ dependent, 1Bb. NCBI's taxonomy places the organism in Eukaryota, Metazoa, Chordata, Actinopteri, Cyprinodontiformes, Poeciliidae. Gene Ontology annotation, biological process: protein dephosphorylation. Gene Ontology annotation, molecular function: manganese ion binding; magnesium ion binding; protein serine/threonine phosphatase activity. Bases 438 to 1877 code for a protein of 479 amino acids. The transcript is spliced from 6 exons. The record is from RefSeq and is a predicted model, not a curated record.